This is a messenger RNA of Symbiodinium sp. CCMP2592, 198 nucleotides long. The record is from the annotation of a GenBank genome assembly. Lineage: Eukaryota; Dinophyceae; Suessiales; Symbiodiniaceae.
AUGUGUUGGACACAUGCAGCAUUGGUACACAGUAGCUGCGGCGCGAGGCGAGUCCUGAACCUGCCGGAGAAUGCCAUCCGCUCUGCAGGCACCGAGGCCUUGGCUGGCGCUUUGAUCAGCGGGGCAACUCCUUUUUUGGAGCAGCUGGUGCUUGCAGGCAAUGGCAUCGGGACCAUCGGUGUGCACUACUCAGACUGA